CUUGUGUUGGUUGUAAUGUGUUAGUAGCACUGUUUGUGUACUCCUGUUACAUGACAAGAAGCCAUGCCAAGAUUUUUUUACUGCUUUAAAUCAAUGUGUGCUUGCUCAUACUGUAGUGAGUGAAUCCCUUUCUCCCACUUUGAAUCCCAGUGCAGUUGUCAGUAUUCUUACAGAAAAGUAUCGAACCUUUAUAAUGCAAUGAAGUUUCAUAUUUAACAUGUGAUUUUUUAAAGAGAUUUCCCUAAAUGUUGUCUAAGUAAACAACUCCUUGAUCUGAUAUUUUAUUUUGGUCUUAUAAUUAUAUGCUUUCCUUUGAUGGUUUUAUUGAUUUCUGUAUUUUGAAGUUUCAAGAGAAUGCUUGAACUCGAUCUUCAAUGUGCUAUUCCUCUUGGAUUUUAUUGUGCUGCCCUUAAUUUUGGGGUUUCUGCUGGUGUUAUCCUUCCAUUGGGGGAUGGAUUCUUGAACAGUUCUUCAUCCAUGCCAGAGAGAUUCUUUUUAGGUGGAAAUACAUCACCACUUUGCACUUUAGGAGGACCAACAGCAUUAUGGGGAUUUAAGGCAAGGGGAUUGAGACUCACCAAACCAAGAAGACAGAUCAAUGAUGAGAAUGCCGAUCCUCCUGAGAGGGAUUGUCUUGGAGGAGACCUUGCUUUUAGUGCUUUAGCAGACCUUUCCUUUGAUCUUCCAUUUAGUUGGUUAAGAGAGAAAGGAAUCCAUGCUCAUGUCUUUGCAUGUGCUGGCAAUGUCACUAAGCUAACAGAAAAUGAGUACCGAAAUUUCACUCCACAGAAGUUUAUAGAGUCAGCCCGAGGGACUGUAGGAGUUGGAUUUGUCAUCCCUACUAGUCUAUUUCGCAUGGAGCUUAACUACUGCCACAUACUGAAGAAAAAUGAUCAUGAUCGUGCAAAGUCUGGCAUUCGGCUUACGUUCUCUACUCCUGCAUAGAAACUUCAAAUUUGUUUUAUGUUUAGUGGUCCACAGAAAUAAACAAUACUCAUUCAAGUAAUUGAGUUUUUUAAUUUUUCUUGGAAAGUUCAGCUCUUUGGUGGAUAUCGUAGUUUUGACAGGUAACCGUUUACCCUUUGUCGACCGUAGAUUUAGUACUUUUACAGGGGAGUUAAGAUAGCAUGCAAUUAUUGAUGCAAGAAUAUAGAAAAAUAAUGGUA
Messenger RNA from Rubroshorea leprosula, 1166 nucleotides. The record is from the annotation of a GenBank genome assembly. Lineage: Eukaryota; Viridiplantae; Streptophyta; Magnoliopsida; Malvales; Dipterocarpaceae.